GCGCCUUUGCAUCCAUCCCAUCGCCGUUGGUUGCUCGGGGGCUCGCUGCGCCGAGCAACGAUAAAAGAGAUUUUCCUGCCCGUACUCACGAACGGUGCUUUUUUCCUCGGACGACGAUCAGAUCACGGUCUCCCGCGCGAAAACACAGGGAGCAUUGAUUUAACCGAUCAGAAGCGAAUUGUGUUAAGUGAUUGCAAAUUUGUUACGAGUUGUUAGUAUUUCAGUGGUAACUAAAACGAAGAGAAAAACAAAACAGGAAGGAGACAGGGAAGUGAAUUUUUCGACGAAACCCUCGAGUGAUAUAAGAGAAAAUUCAAGAAAAGCUGUGAUAUUUUAGGCUGUAGAAGGAAAUAAUUGCUCAAAAUUCGUCAAAGUGAAAAGGUGCAUAUUAGUGGUGGUGGAAAAUUUGAAGAAUUCGUGCGUUUCGAGUCGUUGACCUUUUUCCUAUAUUCGGGAAAUAGCCGUACAUUUAGUGAACCGAAGUCAUGAGUCCUAAGCCGCACGAUUUCCUGGUUACGCUGCAGCGUAGCUCUCCCCAGGUUGCAUGGGGGAUCCGGCUGGUCGGCGGAACGGACCUCAACGCACCACUGAUCAUCACCCGGGUCCAAGUGAACAGCCCGGCCCAAAAGGAACUGCUGCGUGGCGAUAUCAUUACCAAAAUUGACCAGUACGAUGCCCGCGAUCUGACCCACAACGAUGCGCAGAACCUCUUCCGCAACGCCGGCAACCAGAUAAAAAUCACAAUCCGACGCGAUGACAAGGUCGCUCUGCAUCAGAGCGCCCACCACGAACCGAACGGAUAUGGAGCGUACAGUCCCGCGAUGAGCCCCGUGCCCCCAGCUUAUGCUGCUCAACCGAUGAGCCCGGUGCCACAGCAACACCAGCAGCAGAAGCCAUACCAGCAUCAGAACUUCCCACCGCCGGACCCGGCCAGCUUGUUGCCAAGAGUUACAUCGCCGCUUCCCCAUGGACCACAUGCUUACGCCGCUGCUCUGGAACAUCCGGUUGAUACCCUACCGCACACAGUUUUCCCACAACUGGAUGCUAGCGGUGGCUAUCAUCUGCCAAAGACUCCAUAUCCACCAAUGGCUCCAAACAACGAUGAAGGCAGCGAGGCGCUAACCAACCAGCCAUAUCGUACAACUCCGCUAGUCCUUCCCGGUGCCAAAGUACCGAAAAAGGAUGUUCUACCAACAGAAUCCUACCUCAGACACCACCCCAAUCCAGCAAUGCGCGCACCACCAGUACAUGACUUCACAGAUUCACUGAUGAGACAGAAGGCCGCCGAGACCAUAAUCCACCGUGUCGUAGGAGAAGAACCACCAAGUGGUCCAAAGCUAGUGCACAAGCAGUUCAACUCCCCGAUCGGAUUGUACUCGGACAGCAACAUUGAGACCACUGUCAGAGCAGCCGCCCCUCAGCCACAGGCCGUGCCAUCAAACGGAUUCACAAGCCGCCAUCGGCCAACCAAAAUCGAAGGCUACAAGAAAACCGUCGUUUUUGAUCCGAGCAAGAGCGAAACCUACCGUGCCCUGCAGGAGGGAGUUGGUGAGGGACUUCAGGAAGUGACCACGCCUGUCCAGCCGCGUGCCUUCCACGGAAAUCGUAUGGUACCAGGAAAGAAACCAACUGCGGCCCACCCAGCUCCCCAGCCGGAAUUCGCUCAGCACGUCAACUCGAUGGGAGAAUCGAACGAGAAGAUCCACCAGAGUGGAUCUUUCAAACGUUUAAUGCACCACGUCAUGAUGGAAUCCGACUACUAAAAGGCAGUUAACUAGCCCUAGCCGGGCCGUCGGAUUCCGAAUUCUUCUGAAUUUUAUUUUUUAGGUUAGGCCAGAACAGAUGGAAGAAACAUGGUUUCAUUAUUUUUUUAUAAAUCGAGAACUAGAAGAGGAAGAAUAAACGCUUUUUUAAACUAUUGAAACUCUUAUUACCCAGUUGAAACUCUCUGUUAAUGGUAAAAUGAGUCGUAGGGCUCUGAAAUAAUGAAAGAGAGACAGCUCAUGAUAGAAAUGUAACAAUGAAGUAGUUAUAUUGAUUAAUUGCCGACUUUGUUGUUUGGAUUGCUUUUAUUAGCAAUAUUUAAGUUGUUUAAUAACAUCCAAAGUAACGAACGCAUCUAUUGUAUAUAAAGGCAACGUUGUUAAAGGUAUUUUUGUUGUCAUUACACUUCUGCUAAAUACAUUAUACAACCAAAUAAAAACUUUAUUAGAAUUAUCAACGGGCUUCAUUAGUUUCUAAUUUUGUUAUGCAUCGAAAAGUUUUAGCACAUUUUUCCGCAAGGCGACCUUAGGAAAAUGGCAUCGAGUGAAUGUUCUAGUCAAUUUUCGUUACGCUUGGGCCACAUCCGAAAGAAACUGUUUCUUUCGAUGUGGAAAGGUAAUCGAAAUUAUAGUUAAUAUUACAUCAUUUUCAGCCGUAGAGUUCAUAUUUAUCACAGUGCUUUUGAUAGCAAUCGAAAUCAUACUAUGACACAACGUCCCAAGUGAGCUUUUUGCGGACAAUCACGAAUGAAAGAGACGACCAUAGGGUCCCGUCAGAAACAUGAAAGUAACGAGAAUAUGUGACGCAUACAUUUGCUUAGUGGAAUAAGUUAGCUUUUAGCUAUUGAAAGCUUUUUUUGUGACGAGAAGGGUAUCGAAAUCUAUAUGCAAUAAAGUUGGAAAAUAAAUGAAAAA
Messenger RNA from Aedes albopictus (Asian tiger mosquito), 2678 nucleotides. RefSeq names its product PDZ and LIM domain protein 3 (gene Zasp66). NCBI's taxonomy places the organism in Eukaryota, Metazoa, Arthropoda, Insecta, Diptera, Culicidae. Gene Ontology annotation, molecular function: actin binding; muscle alpha-actinin binding. The transcript is spliced from 10 exons. Gene Ontology annotation, cellular component: Z disc; adherens junction; stress fiber. Gene Ontology annotation, biological process: muscle structure development; actin cytoskeleton organization. The record is from RefSeq and is a predicted model, not a curated record. Bases 486 to 1763 code for a protein of 425 amino acids.